GCCCGAGGACCCGCUCUACAACGACCUCCUCAAGAAGCUCCUCAACGACAUCGACAACGGCCUCAUGGACGUGUUGGGCCUCAAGGGCGAGGCGCUCCCCCUGCUCUGGACCUGCGACUACAUCCCGAAGAACCCCGAGGGCUGGUCGAAGCCGGGCAACGCGUGCGCCAUGGACACGGAGUACGUCGUCGGCGAGUUCAACUGCUCCUGCGUCGGCGUGUCCAAGUUCCAGGCCGUCUGCGGCGGCGAGCUCACGCUCGCCGACGUCUCCGACGCCGACUACUUCGACGGCUGCGAGCUCACGGACCUCAUGGGCAAGCAGGCCAUCAAGAUGCUCAAGGCCACGCAGAAGAAGAAGAUCGCCGUCGUCGGCUCCGCCAACUUCGACACGACCUACGCCGUCGGCGCCAAAUUGCCGACCGCCGGCGAGACCGUCGUGACGGGCGGCGCGCCGGCGACGUGCUGCGGCGGCAAGGGCCUGAACCAGGCCGUCGCCGCGGCCCGCGUCGGCGGCGCCGGCGUCGCCGUGGAGUUCGCGGCCCGCGUCGGCGACGACGCCGCGGCCGACGCCGUGCGGUCCGCGCUCGCGGACGCGGGCGUCGGCGCGGCGCGCGUCGCGGCGACGGCCGCCGCGGGCACGGGCCUCGGCGUCGUGCUCCUCGAGGACGGCGGCGAGGUGCUGAGCGUCGUCGUCCGCGGCGCGAACUUCGCCGGCUGGGACGGCGGCGAGGCCUGGGACGACCUCGUCGCGGGCGCCUCGGCCCUCCUGCUCCAGCGGGAGAUCCCCGAGGCCGUCAACGCCGCGGCCGCCGCCGCGGCCAAGCGGGCGGGCGGCGUGAUCGUGUUGCAGGACGCCGGCGGCGAGGACCGGCCCCUCGACCCAGAACACGUCGCGAACUGCGACUACCUGAGCCCGAACCUCUCGGAGCUCCGGCGCCUC
Aureococcus anophagefferens is the source of this 940-nucleotide messenger RNA. RefSeq lists its product as hypothetical. The record is from RefSeq and is a predicted model, not a curated record. The transcript is spliced from 2 exons. Gene Ontology annotation, molecular function: kinase activity. The annotation marks the transcript as partial. NCBI's taxonomy places the organism in Eukaryota, Pelagophyceae, Pelagomonadales, Pelagomonadaceae.